Stomoxys calcitrans (stable fly) is the source of this 1887-nucleotide messenger RNA. RefSeq lists its product as uncharacterized. Gene Ontology annotation, molecular function: protein binding. NCBI's taxonomy places the organism in Eukaryota, Metazoa, Arthropoda, Insecta, Diptera, Muscidae. The record is from RefSeq and is a predicted model, not a curated record. The transcript has 6 exons. The coding region runs from base 309 to 1847 and encodes 512 amino acids.
AUUUUUGGCAGUUGAAUUUUUGCAGCGGUAACGAAACGAGCCAACAAGAACGGGCAAAAAGGCAGCCAAGUACGCGAGCGACCGAGUGAGGAAAAACCAAGUGAAAUUAGUAUAAAUGUGAUUUAAUAAAUUUAAAUAAAAUACAUCAGACCAAGAAAAUAGCAUAGGCCAAUGAUAAUAAUCUCAAAAUAUUAGAAAAAAAGUAAGAAAAAAAAAAUAAACUUAGUGUGUGGGGUGAUAUUUCCCUUUAACAUCUGUUGGCUGUGGUUCAAGAUUUGCAAAACGACUCAAACAGCCUCCGAGACACCAUGGCGACUUUGGCUCUACGCACUGGCAAGGAAAUUAUGCACAAUGCCGGCUGGGUAUUGGAUGAAAACGAAGAAGCCUGCUAUAUUGACAUUGUGGAUGACAACAAUGAUGAGGGAGCAACCAGCGAUGAUGAAAAUCGAGUUUACUCAGAAUGGAAUAAUUUGCCAGAUUUAGUUUUAGAAGAAAUUUUCACCUAUCUCAAGCCCCGUGAACGUUACUAUGCUAGUUUGGUCUGCAAACAAUGGCGCUAUGCCUUCUAUCUACCCACCGUAUGGAAUAAUUUCCUAGUAGACGAUUGCACCCUGACCCGUCAAAAAUACAAUUAUUAUUCAGGUUGGCAAUACUGUCUCGAUCAUAUGCGUACACAAAAUUGCCUAGCACGCAUUGGAAGGCAUCUAAGAGGUGUGGAAUUUCGUCCGGAAAUUUCCUUCAACAACAUUUUUCAAUUUAUGACCCUGCUGACAUGGAGCAUCAAAAUGGGAAAACAAGUGGAUGGCCCGCCCGAUAUGAAGGGCAUGGGGGCGCGUAUAAGAUCUUUGGUUUAUUUGUUUCCCUGCAAUAUGGCCCAUGCCAAUGACCCGGAGGGUAUAAAACUCUUUGGCACCGGAGGCCAGUUAUUGAAGGGCCUCAAGGAUCUGCUAUCGCAAUUGACCGAUUUGCGUACUCUGAAAUUAAUCGAUUUCGUAUUGGAACGUUAUGAGGCCAAACAUUUGUUGGAUGAGGUCUUGGAUGCCUGUUGCACAAAAAUGAGAGUACUGAAUAUAGUCAAUGUGACUUCGUUGCAUUGUCCCAUUAUGCAUGUGGGUUUGUUCCUAAAUUUACAGGAUUUAACCAUCUCUCCCCAGAACAUAGAUGAUGAUGUUCUUAUGCUAUUGGCCGAUAGCAAACUGAAACAUUUACAUCUCCUUCAGAAUUGCUAUACUACCUCCUAUUUGGCCAUUGGCUCUUGCAGUGUCAAGGCUUGGCGUGUCCUGAAACGUGAUAAUCCUCAAUUGAAAGUUCAUUUACGCUUAGAAUCUUUGAAUGAUGGCGAAGUUGUCUUCCAGCCUGAGGCUCCGGUGUACAGUGUGACUUAUAGAGCGCCCAAGACACAGAUUCAUCCCGAUACUGUCAUCAAAAUGGUUGAUCACUAUAAGAACACCUUAGCCAUUUACAGCUAUGAAUUGUUGCCAAAAUUCUCUAGUCCCAAAUCUUUUCACAAUCGUAUCGAUUCUCUGAUGCUGCUUAUCUGCCGACAAUGCUUUAAUUUACACACUUUGGUUAUUCGUGAAAAGGUCUCCACUUCCACCGUGCUGCUCAUUGCCAAGACGGCAAAGAAUCUCCGUCGUUUAUAUGUCCGCCGUUUUGCCACUAUUUUACGUUGUGAUUGGCCCCGUCACCCUGAGUGGUCGGAUGAGUUUCACAUAUGGCUGAAACGCUCAUGCCGUUCCUAUGACUCCGUGGAACGUGAGGUCUCACAAAUUUUAGGCUACAAUUGGCACUUUUUAAGUGAUCAAGAAUUUAAGACCGUAACGGUGGAUGUAAAGAGUGAAUGGUGAAAUAAAAUAAAAUGUGAUAUACUUAUAAUUUUGGAAAUUA